This is a messenger RNA of Petromyzon marinus (sea lamprey), 3210 nucleotides long. RefSeq lists its product as uncharacterized. The record is from RefSeq and is a predicted model, not a curated record. Gene Ontology annotation, molecular function: DNA-binding transcription factor activity, RNA polymerase II-specific; RNA polymerase II cis-regulatory region sequence-specific DNA binding. Lineage: Eukaryota; Metazoa; Chordata; Hyperoartia; Petromyzontiformes; Petromyzontidae. Gene Ontology annotation, biological process: regulation of transcription by RNA polymerase II. Gene Ontology annotation, cellular component: nucleus.
CAACGUUCCGCGAACGUUGGCCCAACGUUAGGGUAACGUUGAGCCAACAUUGGCCCAAUGUUCCGCUAAUGUUGGCCCAACGUUGAGGUAACGUUGAGCCAACGUUGGGGUAACGUUCAGCCAACAUUGGCCCAAUGUUCCGCUCACGGCCCAACGUCGAGCCAGCGACUUCAACUCCAAGUGACCCGUCGAUUUGCGCAUCUAGCCGCCGUGCUGCUGUCCGUUUGAUCUACUUGACGCUCCGCCUCUCGGUGACCCCCCGGGGGUCAACCGACGGCACCCCUCGCUCCGCCUCCUUCCGACCGAACUCCUCCCCCUCCUCCUCCUCAUCGUCCGUCUCCUUCUGCAGGGAGGUCCGCUCCCUGCCACCGCCGCCUCCUCCUGCACACGACUGGGUGAGGAGUAAGGAUGUCUGCAGAGUGGGGGAUCAAGCGGGAGGCUGACGAGCACCCAGGAUGGAAGACGGCACUCCUCGGAGGGGGCGUGCUGAGCCGUGAAGACGACGUCGCCGCCGGAGCCGUGGUGGCCCCGUCUUUGCGACUCAAGCGAAGAGGAGACUCAGGAGGGCCUGUCAGUGGGGCAUUGCUGGAGGUGAAAUUGGAGGGCAGCGACUCCCGUCACAGAGCCGACAUUCAUAUCAAAGAGGAGGAGGCGGAGGUUUUCGGCGGCGCAAAAGAACGACUUAAGCUCGUGGACGGUGAAUACCGCCCCAGACCGAGGGACCUUCACGUCGUCGAGGCAGGCCUCCGUUUCCCCGGAGGAGUCCUCCGGAACCCCGCGGCCGACUGCGGUUCCGCCGCCAGGCCCCGAGCGCCGCGGACGGAAGACGCCGCGGCUGUCGCGGCAUCGUCGUCGGGUUCAGCGGAGAUCGAAGUGAUCUUGGAAGACGACGACGGUGACGUCUCACUCGCCCGUAGGCGCCGCACGGGGAGGCGUACCGGCAACGAGGGGCCGCAACACCGAUGCCCGGUGUGCGGCAAGUGCUACCGGCAUGCCUCGAAGCUCAGGAAUCACGCGAGGGUCCACACGGGCGAGAAGCCACUCGCCUGUCACGUGUGCGGCAAGGCCUUCGCGUGGCCUUCGGGACUCCGCUACCACCUGGUGCUGCACCAGGGAGGGCGCGUCCUCGCGUGCCCCGUGUGCGGGACCAGCUUCGUACGCUCGUCGGACCUCUACGCGCACGUGAGCGGUGACCACGCUCCGCUGCCGCAGCAGAAGCAGCAGCUACAGGAGCAGCAGCAGAAGCAGCAGCAGCAGCAGCCAGGGUAACCUCGUUUCAACUUGAUGACGCCCUAUUCUUUUUUUUAAGAGCCGCUCGGGUUUGUUGCUGUGUUUUGUUGUUGUUGUGUGCAGGUUUAUUGUGCUUCUUUCUCCCACCUCCCACGUACGCGCACCUCGGAUUGGUGUGGUUGGCUACGUACGGUGUGAAAUAAGUUCAACGUACAUACAUACUACUUUGCACUACACUCUAUGCAGUACACUAUAUACUGCUACCCUAUACAUUACUAUAUACUAUACUCCUAUACACUACACCACUAUACUACAUUGAAAAUUGUCACGGGGCGGCCAGGGGAACGGCGGGUGGGGGGGAUUCUGCUCUCCCCCAAACUUCACUCCCCGCCCCACUCUGAAUUGUAAUCAUUUUUUUUUAUGUGAGCCAGGGAAUUCUUGCCCUGUAAUGGGGUGACUGUGUGGUGUAGGUGGAUUGCCAUACGAUUAACGGAGGUCUCAGAUGCACGUCCUGAAGAGGUAUGUGUGUAUUAAUAUCAACCGGACACUUCUAGAGGCUUUUAAAUAAACAUGGUUCUUAUCUAUACAAUUUCUCCUUACGAGUUCAAGGACAUGUUCCUGCGCCAGUACGAACCCAUCACACACACACACUACGCUGAAAUUGUGCAACUCUCCCUGGCCACACCAUUUAUCACCAUGCAGCCAUCAAUGCUGAGUCUUACAUUAGCCACCACUGUGCAUGCUGCACACAACAGUAGAUCCCAGCCCACACGCAUUCUCCACAUGAGGACACCCUGGUUAGACGCAACAGAGGCCAACUCCUCCUUUCCGAGAUCACAGGGGUACAACCAGCAGUGGCACGGUGCACUGGCCCCGCUUUCGGCCAUGCUUCUCGCUUCUUGCUUCGCCAGCUUGCCUCGUUCCAAGCCUCAUUCCUGCCCAGGCCAGCCCUGGGUGGGCUAAGGAAGUCUCCCUUGGCCAGAAUCCAGUCCGCUGCUCCUGGCUUGAAGCCCGCUUUCAUCCAGUGCUGUAUGGGUUGCUGAGGUGCUCAGAGGUAUGACCUCCUCCCUGCUUUGCUCUGAGCACAGCCUUGUAUACCACUCAGGGGCACCCAACCCCCCAUCAGCCCCACCUAGACUGGUCCCAAAAAUUGUCAUACCACCUAUCUCUCUUAGCCAAUUUGAACCUCCGUAUCCUGGCCCAUGCUGUAUGGUGUUCACCCUCUAUAUCCAUUUAGCGAUGGGAAACAGCCCGCGCAGAGCCUUCGUCACAUUGCCCCCCCCCACUUUGGGAAGUCUAUGCUCUAUUGACUCUUUACGACACUGAGCAGUGAUUUUCCCUUAAGCUGAUGGAUCGUCGUAGUCACUCCGACUCGAAGAAUCUGUUCCGACGUUCUCACUACCCCUUAACACCCUGAUGGUAUAACUGUAGCGAUGUAACGCCAUGGCCUAUCACAUGACCCUUCCGUUCUCCAUGCGAGCUUUGUUUAAAUACAAAAGGGAUUUAUAAGUCUCUAUAGUAAACGCCUUCCCAUAGAGGUACAUUCUGAGCUUUUGCACUGCCCACACAAGUGCUAAACACUCUUGUUCGAUGGUUGGUGGCCACCAACGCAGUUAAGCCCACUACUUCAUAGGUGCUGCUGCUACUCACUACUAAUCGAACUUGCCCCCAACAGUCUGUUAAAGCUAUAUUACGGGUGAUGUUAUGUACAGUAAAACCUUGGAUUGCGAGUAACUUGGUCUGCGAGUGUUUUUCAAGACGAGCAAAAAUGUUAAAUAUUAAUUUGAUAAACGAGCGAGGUCUUGCAAUACGUGUAGUACGUAUACGCUUUGUCUGCCGAGCGUAACGUGAUCACAGCUGAUAUGAGUGCUUUGAUAUACGAGUGCUUUGGAUUACAAACACGUUUCCGAACGAAUUGUGCUCGCAAUUCAAGGUUUUACUGUAUAUGUAAAUGUGGGGAGCGGUAGUGUAGCAGUUAGC